AUGGAAGAGAGACGUGCUCAGCUCCGCCAGUCACUAGGACCGGCUAUGGGAUACCUCAACGCCAUCGUUGAGAUGGGAGUGCUCAAGACCUUUAUCGACUACAAAGCCUUCGACAUGAUCCCGGACUCUGGAUCCAUCUCGCUCUCCGAGCUGGCGCGGAAGAUUGGCGGCGAGCACGAAGUCCUCGAACGUCUUGCAGCACACCUCAUAGCAGCGGACUUCCUCACCUCCCCGGCCCCAGACCACGUCGCUCACACAGCCAAGUCGCUCACCUACAAGUCCGAGCAAAUGGCCGCUGGCUUCCUCGUGCACGUAUUCAACAUGCUCUUCCAGCCCAUGGCUCAGCUGCCCACGUAUUUCGCACAGCAUGGCUUGGCCUCCCCCAAGCAUGCCGACGUCACGCCUUUCGGUCUCGCCUGGGGCCAUCCGGACAAGGACGUCUACGGGAUCCUCGAGGCCGAACCGGCAUUGGCCAAGGUGUUCAAUAGCAUGGUCGGGCGCAGCGGCGCUCUCUACCCGAUGAAAGGCGUCUAUGACUUCUCGUGGAUGCAGCAGCAGGUCGGCAGUCUGGAUGGGGAGCGCCCUGUCUUCGUUGAUAUCGGAGGGAGCAGUGGGCUUGCGUUGCGAGAUAUGCUGAGCGACAACCCCUUCGUGCCCGCGGAGCGAUGCGCCGUCUUCGACCUCCCCAAGGCCAUCGAGAACGCUGCAAGCAGCCUGGACCCUGCCCUGCAAUCCAUCCAGCUCGUCCCUGGCAGCAUUUUUGAUCCGCUCCCUCCAGCCGUGCGAGGCUCCCUGGUGUACCAGUUCCGCCGCAUCCUCAAUGAUUUCCCCGACGGCGACGUUCUGAGGUCGUGGAAGACGGUGCGAGAGGCGGCGGCGAGUGAUACGCGGGUUUACGUUGUAGAGGAGUUGAUGCAGGCGAAUAGAACCACGUUUCAGAUUGCGCAGGACAUUACGUUCAUGCUGGUUGGGGGAAAGCGACGGACUGUGGAGAUGCAUGCGGCGUUGGCUGGUGCUGCGGGAUUUCGCCUUAAUGCGCAGUUUCAGGACACUGGGAAUGAAUGUGCGGUCCUCGAGUUUAUUUUGGCCUAG
Molecule: messenger RNA, 1092 nt
Organism: Venustampulla echinocandica
Lineage: Eukaryota; Fungi; Ascomycota; Leotiomycetes; Helotiales; Pleuroascaceae
Product: Isoflavone-7-O-methyltransferase 8
Exons: 1
Coding region: 1-1092 (363 amino acids)
Molecular function (GO): O-methyltransferase activity
Source: RefSeq, a predicted model, not a curated record